GGAGUUUGUGUGGCCGCCGCCGCGGGAACGUGAGCCCGGUAAUUUUUCAACGGAGAAAGGCGAGGCUUUCGGGCUUGGCCAGUGAGAGGGAGCGAGUGCCGGGCUCCAGCGGCUUUCUUCUUACGUGACCCCCGGCAUGGAGGAGGAGCAGAGCAAAGAGCCCGGCGGCGAGGCCGUGGCUCCCGCGCGGCGGGAGGAGCCGCGGCAUCCGAAUCCCGAGAAAAAGCAACGAUGUAGAUUUGAUGGCCAAGAAACAAAAGGAUCUAAGUUCAUUACCUCCAAUUCAAGUGAUUUCAGUGACCCAGUUUACAAAGAGAUUGCCAUUACGAAUGGAUGCAUUAACAGAAUGAGUAAGGAAGAACUCAGAGCUAAACUUUCAGAAUUCAAGCUUGAAACCAGGGGAGUAAAGGAUGUACUGAAGAAGAGGCUGAAAAACUAUUACAAGAAGCAGAAGCUGAUGUUGAAGGAGAGCAGUUGUGCUGACAGUUACUAUGACUACAUUUGUAUCAUUGACUUUGAAGCCACUUGUGAGGAGGGCAACCCACCUGAGUUCAUCCAUGAAAUAAUUGAAUUUCCUGUUGUUUUACUGAAUACUCAUACCUUAGAAAUCGAAGAUACGUUUCAGCAGUAUGUGAGACCAGAGAUUAACACACAGCUUUCUGAUUUCUGCAUCAAUCUAACUGGAAUUACUCAGGAUCAGGUAGACAGAGCUGAUACCUUCCCUCAGGUACUCAAAAAAGUAGUUGACUGGAUGAAAUUGAAGGAAUUAGGAACAAAGUAUAAAUAUUCCAUAUUAACAGAUGGUUCAUGGGAUAUGAGUAAGUUCCUGAACAUUCAGUGCCGGCUAAGCAGGCUCAAAUACCCUCCUUUUGCUAAAAAGUGGAUCAAUAUUCGAAAGUCAUAUGGAAACUUUUACAAGGUUCCUAGAAGCCAAACCAAACUGACAAUAAUGCUUGAAAAACUAGGAAUGGAUUAUGAUGGGCGGCCUCACAGUGGUUUGGACGAUUCUAAGAACAUUGCCCGAAUAGCAGUUCGAAUGCUUCAGGAUGGAUGUGAACUCCGAAUUAAUGAGAAGAUGCAUGCAGGACAGCUAAUGAGUGUGUCCUCUUCAUUACCAAUAGAGGGCACUCCAGCCCCACAAAUGCCACAUUCUAGGAAAUAACAGCAUUUUUGUCCUUUUGCCGGUGGAUCGUUCUCUCUAACUGGAGUUGCUACAGAGAGGUAGCAGAUGAGUACUUAUUGCAUUAGUCCUACAGUGCAAGAUUUAAGCACCUUAAACAUUUAAAAUCUUAUUACAGUUAUAGCUCUAAUAUGUAUAUCAACAGAUUUAUGGGAAGGGCAUAUCGAAUUCUUUGUCACCAGCACUUUUGAUAUGAGCAGUAUUUGUUACACAGUAACAGUUCCUGCUUAGAACUCAAUUUUGUAAUUUAAGGUGUCCAAGAUGUGUUCCUUUUGGUUUUAAAAUGCAAAGGUUUAUUGGCUCUCCCCUUGAAUGUCAUAUCUUAUUGAUGUUAAGAUAUAUAAUGUAUUUCUAUGUUAGCAUCAUUAGAUCAAAUCAUUUCUUAAAAUGCAGAAAAGAUUGGAAGGUGGGCCUAAUCUAGCCUUUGGGUUUUAAGAAUAUCAUAGUCUUUUUAAUUUUUGAAGUUAAAAUGUGAAGUUCAGCUGUGUGUGGUAAAUUUCAUGAAGUACUUGGUACACAUAUCUACUUAGAUUUCUUUUCAAUUCAUAAUUGAGAAACUUGUGAUAGAUUAUAGGGUCUGGUUAAAAAUUCAGUUAAUGAUGAGAUUAUUGGAAAGUCAGAAGAAAAUACCAUUUAAAGGAAUAUAAGGGCUGUAGCUCAAACUUUAUAAUACAUAGAUAAAUCAGUGGGGUUUUUUCAGCUUGGUUUUUUGGUUUGCCUCCUUCUUGUGACACAUAUCUGCCCUAAUACUUAAAUCUAAGAGACCAUGCUUUGAAAUAGACUUAAAAUUGAGGAUUACCACUUAACUUUGCAUUUGUAUUCAACAUUAUGAGUGAGGUUAAUAAAGUCAAAUAAUGCUUUC
Messenger RNA from Diceros bicornis minor, 2042 nucleotides. RefSeq names its product exoribonuclease 1 (gene ERI1). NCBI's taxonomy places the organism in Eukaryota, Metazoa, Chordata, Mammalia, Perissodactyla, Rhinocerotidae. The record is from RefSeq and is a predicted model, not a curated record. Gene Ontology annotation, cellular component: cytoplasm; nucleolus. Gene Ontology annotation, biological process: exonucleolytic trimming to generate mature 3'-end of 5.8S rRNA from tricistronic rRNA transcript (SSU-rRNA, 5.8S rRNA, LSU-rRNA). Bases 137 to 1162 code for a protein of 341 amino acids. The transcript is spliced from 7 exons. Gene Ontology annotation, molecular function: 3'-5'-RNA exonuclease activity; nucleic acid binding.